AUGGAGGGCAUUGAAAAUCUUGUUUCGGCUAGAAAAUUUUUAAAGGCCAGCUUGGAAAAAUCAAGAGAUUUAGCUUUUGAAAUCAAUAAGAUUAGUCCAAGAUUGGAAAAAGCUAACCAAAGUUUGCCAUUUCUUGAAAAUUCUAUCAAAGAUGUGGCAUGUAAAUGCAGGCUUUACGAGAUUAGGAGUCACGUUGAUCGUGCAAUGGGCCCUGCUGCUGGUGUUUUGAGGAUAUUGGACGUUGUUUAUGAGCUCGAGCAUUCACUUGUGGCUGACCCAGAUUCUGAUUUGUUCACGUAUAUUGCAACUGUCAAACGCCUAGAAGACGCGCUCAAGCUUCUUACUGAUAAUUCCGAGCUGGUGAUUCUGUGGCUGGACGAUUUGGUGCAGUUUUUGAAGAACAGUGAUGUUUCUGAUGAUCAUUGGUACCUAAUGAAUGUGUUGAAGGCAUUGGAUAUACUAUGGGAACUGCAUUCAAUGGGGCAAAACGGUGAGGUUCUACAGGCUGCACUCGACAACCUGGAGAAUGAAUACAGGCAUAUUUUGACAGAGUACAGUUUUCCAUUUCCAUUUCAGUCCUCGCACAAGGGGAAAGCAAGCAUAUUACCAGUGUCUUUGCCACUUCCUGUCGUUGAGAAGUUGCAAGCCAUAAUUGAGAAAUUAGCUUCCAAUAAUCGACUUGAAAUUUGCGUCUCCAUCUAUGCACAAGUCCGGAGUUCAAAAAUACGAGCAAGUUUACAAGCCCUUGAUGUGGAUUACUUACAUAUACAAUUAUCUGAAUUUGACAGCGCGAAAACUGCAGAGAGCUACAUGGAUUUGUGGGAUAAGCACCUCGAAUUUGUUGUGAAACAUCUGCUCGAUAAGGAGUACCAUCUUUGCAGUGAAGUCUUUGGGAACUCGGGAAAUGAUGUCUGGAUGCAUUGCUUUGCAAAGCUUGCAAUACAAUCUGGAAUCAAUGAUUUCAUCAAAUUUGGUGAUACAAUUACUAAAUGUAAGAAGGAUGCAAUCAAGCUUCUAAAGUUGUUGAAGAUUUUUGCAACUCUCAACAAACUGAGAUUGGAUUUCAACAAGCUUUUCAGUGGGAAAUUCUGUGUUAAGAUUCAAAACCAGACGAGGGAUGUCGUUAAGAAAGUAGUUACUGGCGCAUGUGAAAUUUUUCGGGAACUUUGCGUCCAAGUUGAGUUGCAAAGGCAAUCCUGUCCACCACCCGAUGGCAGUGCCCCAAAGCUCGUAAGCUUCGUGACUGGAUAUUGUAACCAGCUUCUCGAAGAUGAGAAUAGGUCAGUUCUAAUCCAAGUUCUGGAGAUAUAUCAAGUUUGGAACCACGAAAGUUCCGAAGAGGAAGUUCUUUUCAAUGAGAUUCACAACAUAAUGAGAGAACUCGAGCUCAACUUGGAUUCUUGGGCAAAGGCAUACAAGGAAACUGCCCUAUCCUGUCUUUUUAUGAUGAAUAAUCAUUGGUUCUUCUGUAAUAACGUCAAAGGAACAAAACUCGGAGAUCUGAUGGGGGAUUCUUGGCUUAGAGCAAAUGAAGAAUACUUUGAAUACUACUCAACAAUGUACUUGAGAGAGAGUUGGGAAAAACUUUCAGUGCUAUUACAAGAAGAAGGCCUAAUCUUGUUCCCAGGGGGCAGAGCCAUUGAUCGAGAAUUGGCGAAGAAGAGAAUCAAUUCGUUUAAUGCGGCCUUCGACGAUAUGUAUAAGAAGCAAUCUAAUUGGAUUUUGUCUGAUAAAGGCUUGAGAUUGAGAAUACGCCAGCUUGUGGUGCAAGCUGUUGUUCCACCUUAUAAGAACUACCUGCAAAAAUAUGCGUACGGGAUAGAAAACGAGGUUGGAACAGGCAGCCAUUUAAAGUAUACUGCUCAUAGCUUAGAGGAUUUGAUCAAUUCUUUUUUCCAACAGAAAGAAGGGAAAUUUGAUGGCACUAAAUGCACAGAUUUGAUUGGAAUCAAGAAUGCUGUUAUCAAUCACUUGUCAAUGCCUGCUGCUGCAUAA
Fraxinus pennsylvanica is the source of this 1995-nucleotide messenger RNA. The record is from the annotation of a GenBank genome assembly. Lineage: Eukaryota; Viridiplantae; Streptophyta; Magnoliopsida; Lamiales; Oleaceae.